AGAACUAGGCGCACAGAGGGGGCCUGCAGCCUGCAGGGGCCUCAGGGAAGACCGCUCCGCCCCACCCUCCUGCUGAGCCCACCCCGAGAACGGGCGUCUCCAUCCCCCAGCCGAGCCCGCACAAAGCCAGGUGGGAGGCGCGGCCGGUCCUCGCAGUGGGAGGAUGGGCGCCUGGCUGCCGCGCUCCGCCCUGCGUCCGCGCUGGUCCCCGCGCUCCCUCCUCCCUCUGACGCCCGCAGCCCCGGCCACCCCAGGCUCGCUCGCUCUCGCGCUGUCUCUCUCUCUCUCUCUCUCUCUCUCUCCCCCUCCCCCGCUCGCUCCCUCCCCUCCCCGGCACUGCAGCAUUCGCCGACUGCAGCUCCAGCCGCCGCCCGCGCCUCUCCGGCCUCCUCCGCAGCCCCCGCCGCAGCCAGCACCAUGGCCAGCACCGUGUCCGCCUACAAGGAGAAGAUGAAGGAGCUGUCCGUGCUGUCCCUCAUCUGCUCCUGCUUCUACUCACAGCCACACCCCAACACCAUCUACCAGUAUGGGGACAUGGAGGUGAAGCAGCUGGACAAGAGGGCCUCCGGCCAGAGCUUCGAGGUCAUCCUCAAGUCGCCUUCCGAUCUGUCCCCGGAGAGCCCUGUGCUGUCCUCCCCCCCCAAGAGGAAGGACGCCUCCCUGGAAGAGCUGCAGAAGCGGCUGGAGGCGGCCGAGGAGCGAAGGAAGACGCAGGAGGCGCAGGUGCUGAAGCAGCUGGCGGAGCGGCGCGAGCACGAGCGCGAGGUGCUGCACAAGGCCCUGGAGGAGAACAACAACUUCAGCCGCCUGGCGGAGGAGAAGCUCAACUACAAGAUGGAGCUCAGCAAGGAGAUCCGCGAGGCGCACCUGGCGGCGCUGCGCGAGCGGCUGCGCGAGAAGGAGCUGCACGCGGCCGAGGUGCGCAGGAACAAGGAGCAGAGAGAGGAGAUGUCCGGCUAAGGGGCUUCGGACACCGCAGCGCCUGGAUCCUGAGCCGACACGAGAACACGUUCGGGUUUUGGUUUGGUUUUGUUCAGCUCUGUCUAGAUGCCACUUUUGUUCCCCCCCCCCCCCCCCCCGUCCCGCUCCCCCAGCUUCAUGCUUCUCUUUCCGCACUGCGAGCUGCCCAGUCCCGGCAGCCGCUGACCCCAGGCUCUCCCCGGAGGGGCCGCAGGGCGUGGCACAGGGUCCCUCAGUUCAGGCACCAGGCCGGGCGGUGGCUGGGUCCCCUCUUGGCAGCCCUCUUGGUGGGUGUGGUGGUGACCUCGGUAAACCCAGAGGUAGCGGAGGAACGCGCAGGUCCGUGUGCUGGGCUGUCCUGUGAGCACCUCGUCACUUAGGGCGCACCCAAGCGCAGACGCCAGCCCGGCACAGGAGGGGGAGGAGGAGGGGCAGUCAGAGUCAGACCUAGGCGGACUUCCCGGCAGUGCGGGACGGGUCUCCCCAUCUUGGGGCUGGCCUUGGGAGGGUGUGUGCACUGGUGCUCGUGGAGAUGGUGGGUGGAGGCUGCAGCACCCUUCCUUUAGUGUGGUCACACAAGGGUCUUCUGAGAUUGCCCAGCCUGUGAUGGACACCCUGGGCUGGCCUGUGAGCCUGCGGUCACUGCCUGUGGCCGGAGUGGGGACCGCAUGGGACGUGCCCUGGCCUGAGUCUUCAGGGGAGUGAGCGUUCUCCGCCAUCCUCUGCCAAGGACCCAAGGGCAGUGGGCACCAUGACACCCCCUGCUGACCCCUCCUCCCGGACGUGCUCUCCUUCCAAGAGCCUCCGGCUGCACACCUGUGGGAAGGCCCAGCGGCCGCCGUCCCCCGCGUCCCCCCCCCCCCCGAGCUUUACGAGCCUGCCCUUAGAGCCCUUCGGAGUUUUGCCCCUUCCCCUGCCCGCCCGAGGUGCUCCUGGCCGCAGGGUCGGGGCUUUCUGGCUCCACUCCGACCGGGUGUGGCCAGGUGUGAGUGGCAGCCACAGGUGUCCCUUGGGGGGCCCUUAGCAGACAGCAGGAGGCAGGGACCAGGGUUCCCAAGCCACCUCUCCACUGAGUCCGUCCUUGGCACUCCUGGCUGGCUGGUGGGCCCCUCCGGCCAGCCUGCAGGUCCCACGCCUGGCUCUAGGCCUCUCCCGCCAAGACCUUGCCAGACUGGACUGCUUCCCUCCCUCCGCCUUCAAGGACGGCUGCCUGUCUGGACGCGAGGGUGGUCUGGUCUUUGACCCGCAGCCCCACCCGCAGUGGGCUUCUUGCUGCAGGGUCCCUGCAGCGGGACUGCCCUCUUGGUAGAAAGCAUGAAGGGACAGACUCGAGUCCCUGCAGGACACAGAGCCGGUGCCUCUGAACCCAGGUGGUUGCAGCCCCCAGUGCCCCGGCCUCCACCCUGCAGAAGCCAGUGGGGGCCCAGCCAGGGAGCAGGAGGGUGCUGGUCCCCUGCAUGGGCUCAGAGGGGAGUGGAGGCCCAGGCCCCUCCCUGCCCCCCGUCAAGACAGCCUCCGGGAGGGGUGAGGAGCCGGGAGUGGAGCCCGGUGGUGCCUGCAGCUGCAGUGGGACUCGGAAGGGACGCGGAAGGGACCCGAGGGCUGGGUUCUCUCGGCCGCGGCAGCUCUCAGCGCGGAAGCCUAGUGUAAAUGCACCCGUCCCAUCCCGUAGUGACAGUGAACUCACAACCAAGUCAAACGAACCAUUAAAGGAAAAACCUGUGUGGCUAAG
Messenger RNA from Phyllostomus discolor (pale spear-nosed bat), 2692 nucleotides. It is a transcript of the gene STMN3, whose product is annotated as stathmin 3. Gene Ontology annotation, biological process: neuron projection development; microtubule depolymerization; regulation of microtubule polymerization or depolymerization. The transcript is spliced from 5 exons. NCBI's taxonomy places the organism in Eukaryota, Metazoa, Chordata, Mammalia, Chiroptera, Phyllostomidae. Gene Ontology annotation, molecular function: tubulin binding. Gene Ontology annotation, cellular component: cytoplasm; neuron projection. Bases 418 to 960 code for a protein of 180 amino acids. The record is from RefSeq and is a predicted model, not a curated record.